This is a messenger RNA of Aspergillus mulundensis, 1674 nucleotides long. Its product is annotated as fungal specific transcription factor domain-containing protein. The transcript has 3 exons. The record is from RefSeq and is a predicted model, not a curated record. Lineage: Eukaryota; Fungi; Ascomycota; Eurotiomycetes; Eurotiales; Aspergillaceae. The coding region runs from base 1 to 1674 and encodes 557 amino acids. Gene Ontology annotation, cellular component: nucleus.
AUGUCGGUGGGUGACAACCCCGCACAAGCCCACCCUGCCACUGACAGCCUUAGCUCUCGGAAGAAACGAUGUAUAGCACCACGCCAGGGGCAGCCAUGUACUUCAUGCUCUCAAAAGAAGUGGAAUUGCGACCUAGCGAGUGGCACUCAGGCAAACUCCAACCGAUCACCGAUUGGCAGUCCUCUUCAUCGUCCUGUCUGUGGGUCUGAGACAAGGAUCGCUCCUGCCGAGGCCAAGACAGCCAGGGACUUGCAGCAGCCGGAUGGCGCUCUUCCACCAGAAUCUCUCUGCAAUCAGCUUAUCGACCUGUAUUUUGAUCUCAUCGAUGAGAAACAGCUGCUCCUAUUCCAUCGCGCCACGUUCAUUGCAGCCCAGCGCGCGGGACAAAUCCACAAUUUCAUCGUGCUCGGGAUGAUCGCUUUGAUGGCUCGCUUCUCGGAUCAUCCCUACUUCAAGGGCGUCCAUACCUGGCACAGAGCGAGACCAUGGUUCAAAGCAGCAAUGCAGGCUUUCAAUUCUCGGCCGGAGCUGAUCGAUUUGCCGUCUUUGCAAGGUGCCAUCUUGCUUUCGUUUGUUGCACUCGCCGAGGGAGACUCUGCCCAGGAGGCGUUGAUGACAUCUCAAGCUAUUUGUAUGGUGCGCAUGUUGCGCCUACCCGAGAAUCUAAGUACGGACCCCAUCCAGCGUGAGGUGGAGAUUCGAAUCUUUUGGGGUAUGUGGAUGAUGGAAAACUGGCACGCAGCGCGGGUUCUCAUCCCGAAGCAGCUCGUGGCCAGCCCUACAUUCAAGAGCCUGCUAGAGGAAGAAGCCUUCAGGAAUAUGAAACCCACCGAUCCACCUGACCAGUACGCCGAAACGCGAAUCAAUGCUUUGGGUCUGCGAUCAAGGGGUCUCUGGACUUGGAUGAUUCCAUUAUCAAAGUUUCAUAACCAGGUCAUGCGGCUUAACGACGAAAUAGUCGAAAACACGAUCAGUGAGAGCGAGAUCCGUCGGCGAGUCAAAGGCAUAUCGGAUGAUAUAGAUCAGUAUUUCCGAGACCUACCGAGCCACCUUCAACAUACAUCCGAGAACCGAGAGAGAUACUUCAGCCGGGGCCUAGGCCGGGAAUUCACAAUUCUUCAAUUGAACUACCACCACCAAUGCCAGAUGCUGUUCUAUCAGUUUCUCAACAAGAAGUACACCUCAUCAGAAACGAGGUUUAACCACGAAGAUGCGAUGUGCGCGGCGAGAUGCAAAGCGCAUGCAGCAGCUCUUAGCCAGGUAAUGUGGGACACUAAUUCGCGUCCUGGGUCGGAAUGCCUUUGGUCGCCGGUUAACGGGCAUCUGCUAGUUGUAUCCUCCUCGGUUCUACUUUAUACUUUGAUGUUUGAUACGGAGGACGAGAGCAUCGCGAGGGCCAAGGAGCUCUUAGAGCAAAAUUUUCUUAUGCUCCUCCAAUUACGCAAGCACUGGUCACUCGUGGAGCUGUCGAUGGCUCGACUCAAAGCAUUUCACCGAGCCUGUCAGAAGAACAGUACGCAGGAAAAUUUCGACAUGGACCGUUGGAUGAUAUACUUUCUGAACCGCUAUGACGCCAACGUCUCGGAGAGGUAUGACGAUGGCGUCCAUGGCUCAUUACCACUCGUGCCUAAUCCUGACAUAGAGCCUGCAACUGGCUCAUGGUUGGAACUGUGA